AUGAAUUAAUAUAAAGAAACAACUACAGAUGAUAUUGUAAACAUAAAUUUAAAUGACGAUGAUUUUUCAUAAUUUUUAUUUAAUAUAAAUUAAUCAAAUAUAAAUAUUUAAUAAUAAUAAUAAUUAUCUAAAGAAACUAUAUAAGAUAAUUUUUAAUCUAUUUUUAUUUAUUCAUGUGAAUCAUUUUUGAAUGAUUAUAAAGAUUUAUAUAGGACUUCUAUUGAUAUAUAAAAUUAUGUUUAAGAAAUAGAUUAAACAAUUAAUAAAAUAGAAGAUUUUUCAUAGAUAAUUAAACAGAUUAAUAGGAAUCAUAUAUAGAAAGUUGAUAAGUUAACGGAAAAAGAAAAUGAACUUUAGAAAAAUUUGGAAAUUCUUGAAAAACUUUUUUAAGAUUCACAUAUUGAUUAGGAUUAAAUUAAAUGCUUACUACAUUAGGAUUUGGUAGAUGAAAAAUUUUUAAAAGCAUUUGAGUCUUUGGAGAACCUUAAAAAUCUAUAUGAUGAAUUAGGCAAGGUUUAGGGCGAAGAUGAGGGUUUAAGGAAAAGUUUAAAGAAAAAUUUUGAGGAAAUUAGGAAUUUGGCAAUGGGUAAAAUGAUAAAAAUGAUACAUUUAAAUGUUCAGAAGAUCCCUUUGGAAAUGUUAGGACAGUUUUAAAAAAUUCUGGAAGAAAACGGAGAAUUUUAUGGGAAGUUUUAAGAUUAAAUGUUGAAGUUUAGAAAAAAUGUUAUAAAAGAAUAAUUAGUUGUUUUAAAUAAUAAAAUUAAUUAUUAAAUGAAUCAAAAAAUAAGUGGAUUUCUUAAUGAAAUGUUUUUAUCUUUUUUUGAUGUUUUAAGAAAAGAAAAAAAUUUUUUAAAAGAUAUAUUUUAAAAUGAUAUGAAUAUAAAAAUAAAAUUUAUUGAAUAAAUUGAUUAAUUAUUUUCUGAAAUUAUAACGAGAGUAGAAAGAUCACUAAUUGUAGAAAAAGACUUUUAUUAAAUGUUUUAAAUUAGAGAAUGCUUAGAAAAUAAUAAAAUGAGGUUUUCAAGCAAUUUAUUUAUGGUUUUAAAUGAAGAAAAUAAUGAUAAUAAAAAUACUAAUAAAUAAAUGAUUUUUUAGAGUAUUUCUAUAAUUUAGAAGCUUGUUUAAUUAUCAAAUUAAUUAAUUAAAUAUAAUUUAGAAAACGAGACUUAAAUUUUACUUAAUACUAAGUUUGAUAUAUAAAGGAUUGCAGCUUAUUAAUGUAUUGUCGAUUUUGUUGAUAAGGUGUUAAAGAUAUUCGAAAAUACGUUAAAAGAUGAUUAAAAAUGCUAGUUUUUGUAAAUAAAAUUUUUCCUUUUACCUUUAGAUUAGCUUGUGGAGUAAAAAAUAAGCAAGAAAUCUAUACCAGCGUGUAUUUUUGGGAUUAAUAUAUAUGUUUAUUUAAUAUAGGAGCUUAGUAUAUAUAAAGAAUAUUCAAAAGAAUUGGAUGAAAAGUUAUAAUAAUAUGAAGUUUUUAUUAAAGAUUUUAUUAAUUAUAUUGAAAAGUAGAAUUUUCAGGAAAUUAUUAAAUUAGGAAAAAUGGAGAAUUUCAAGAAUCUUAUAAAUGAAAGAAUUUCGAAAAAAGAGUAAGAAUUACUAAAAAAUAAUGGGAAAAAAGCUUUUAGUUUUAUACUUAAUUUAUAUACAAAUAUUACAAAAAACAUUUAUCUUAUUCAUGAUGAAUAGACUAGAUUUAGUUUAAAAAAAUAAGUAAUUGAGUAUAUAAGUAAUUACUAUGAGGUAAUUUAUAAUGAAUUACUUGAAUAUAUUUAGGCUUUUUGUCCUGAAUGUAAUAUUGAUAUAAAAGCUUUAUGUACUCAUUUUAAAAUUAAUCUUAGUGAUUAUAUUAAUGAUUAAAAUCUCGAUUAAAUAAAACUUUUUAAUACUUUAGAAUAUAAAGAAUUUAUUAAUAAAUAUGAUUGA
Molecule: messenger RNA, 1920 nt
Organism: Ichthyophthirius multifiliis
Lineage: Eukaryota; Ciliophora; Oligohymenophorea; Hymenostomatida
Exons: 4
Source: RefSeq, a predicted model, not a curated record